UCAAAAUGAGUUUUGGUGUCUUCCCACAAAUCUUUUUCCUUUUAUUGUGCCUUCAAUGAUUAAAGGGAGAACAUGAUACCUUUCGCCUCUCAUUAUGUGCUUUAUAUAUUGUGGUCAAGCAUUGUUUCAAUGGAUAUUUUCUCCAUCUAUGAGAUUUUUAGGAUUCGACGGUAUACAUAUAUUUCGAAUGCAUUUAUUGUAUUGUCCAAUGAUGGACUGAGCAUAGACACCCAAUAUUACACAAGUUUAAAAACUGUUGCAGCAUCAUUCGUACACUAUAAAUAGCUACAUUUCCUUCUAAAUCUAAAUCAUUUUACAUCUCUCACUAAACAAAUUCUCUGCGACAUAUUCAGUUGAUAUUUGUAAUUUAUUUAACUCAAAAAUAUAAAACAACAAUGGGACUACAACGUUUUUUAGUUAAGUUAACGGGUGUAGUGUUUAGUGCUUAUUCUUUUAGUACAGUAGCAGCAGCAAGUUCGUUAAAUAAUCCGAAAGAUCCAACGAAGGCUAAUUCGAUUUACGAUUUUCAAGCCUAUGGUAUUUCUGGUGAAGUGGUCUCGUUAAGCAAAUACAAAGGUCAUGUUUGUAUUAUCGUAAACGUCGCUUCCGAAUGUGGGUUGACGAAAGACAACUACGCCCAGUUGGUUGAGAUUUACGAUGAAUAUUCGAAAUUGAAAGGUCUAAAAAUUCUUGCGUUUCCCUGUAAUCAAUUUGGAGGACAAGAACCUGGAGAUGAUGCUCAAGUUUGUACAUUCGCGUCGAGGUACAACGUAAAAUUUGAUAUGUUUUCGAAAAUUGAUGUUAAUGGAGGAAAUGCUCAUCCACUUUGGGUUUAUUUGAAACAUAAACAAGGUGGAACUUUUGGCGAUUUUAUUAAAUGGAAUUUUACUAAGUUUAUCAUUGAUAAAAAUGGUCAACCCGUUGAAAGACAUGAUCCUACUACUAAACCUAAAGAUUUAAUUAAGUCAUUAGAAAAAUAUUGGUAAUAAUUAUUAGUUUUAUGAUUUUUUAAUGUAAUAUUCACGC
Molecule: messenger RNA, 1026 nt
Organism: Onthophagus taurus
Lineage: Eukaryota; Metazoa; Arthropoda; Insecta; Coleoptera; Scarabaeidae
Biological process (GO): response to oxidative stress
Molecular function (GO): peroxidase activity
Source: RefSeq, a predicted model, not a curated record